Molecule: messenger RNA, 1764 nt
Organism: Lactuca sativa (garden lettuce)
Lineage: Eukaryota; Viridiplantae; Streptophyta; Magnoliopsida; Asterales; Asteraceae
Product: inosine-5'-monophosphate dehydrogenase 2
Biological process (GO): GTP biosynthetic process
Cellular component (GO): cytoplasm
Molecular function (GO): IMP dehydrogenase activity
Source: RefSeq, a predicted model, not a curated record
AAAUUGAUAAAAUCCGGUUCCAUAAGAUAGCAACUAACCUUCAAAACCCAUCUGUAUUUCGUCUAUUGGUCAUAUCUAAAACCCUAACAACGCCACCGCAGGCAACCAUGACCACCGCCGGAGAUAUGGAGGAUGGCUUUCCGGCAACCAGGCUCUUCAACCAAGGAUAUUCUUACACCUACGACGACGUUAUCUUCCUCCCUCACUAUAUCGACUUCCCAACCGACGCCGUUCAGCUAAACACGAAACUCUCUCGUAACAUAAACCUCUCUGUACCAUGUGUUUCUUCUCCGAUGGACACCGUCACCGAAGCAUCCAUGGCUGUUUCUAUGGCGGCUUUAGGUGGUAUAGGAAUCAUCCACUCCAAUAACACCGCUUCUGAGCAGUCAUCCUUAAUCCGAUCCGCCAAAUCCCACCGUAUCCCUUUUGCAUCAUCCGAUAUCCCAUUUUUGUCACCGGAUGAUUCCAUUUCAUCUGGUUCUAUUUUCGAUUCCUCCCCUUGCGUUUUUAUAACCACAAACGGAUCCAAAAGUGAUAAGAAGCUGUUAGGCGUUGUUGAUAAGUUAACUUGGGAGGGUUUAGCUGAUAAGGAAGCUAGGAUUUCAAGUUAUAUGCAGAAGAACGUGGUAACGUUGCCGAAUACGUAUAAGUUCGAAGAUGUUGCUGGGUAUUUAGCUACGAAGGAGAUGGAUUUUGUGCCUUUGGUGAGCGGAGAAGGGGAGGUGAUAGAUGUGGUGAGUAAGUGGGAUGUAGAGAGGAUUAAAGGGUUCCCAAAGUCCGGUCUUCCUUCUGUUGGAGAAAAUGGCGAGUUUUUGGUCGGAGCUUCCAUUGGGACGAGGGAGAGUGAUAAACAGAGGUUAGAACAUCUUGUUAAAGCUGGUGCUAAUGUGAUUGUGAUCGAUAGUUCACAAGGAAACUCGAUUUAUCAGAUUGAGAUGAUUAAGUAUGCUAAAAAGAUGUUCCCUGAUUUGGAUGUGAUUGGUGGAAAUGUGGUUACGAUGAAUCAAGCCCAGAACUUGAUUCAGGCUGGAGUUGAUGGUUUAAGAGUUGGAAUGGGGUCUGGUUCGAUUUGUACUACUCAAGAAGUUUGUGCUGUUGGCAGGGGACAGGCAACUGCAGUGUACAAGGUAUCAUCAGUUGCUGCAAAAAGUGGUAUCCCAGUGAUUGCUGAUGGUGGGAUUUCAAAUUCUGGACACAUAGUCAAAGCUUUGACUUUAGGAGCAUCAACUGUCAUGAUGGGGAGCUUUUUAGCAGGAAGUACUGAAGCUCCUGGAGCUUAUACAAAUCAGGGUGGUCAACGGGUCAAAAAAUAUCGAGGAAUGGGAUCUCUAGAAGCAAUGACAAAAGGAAGUGAUGCACGUUACCUUGGUGACACUGCUAAAAUGAAGAUUGCUCAAGGAGUUGUUGGAGCAGUUGCAGAUAAAGGUUCAGUGUUAAAGUUUAUUCCUUACACCAUGCAAGCAGUGAAACAAGGUUUCCAAGAUCUUGGUGCUUCUUCAUUGCAAUCAGCUCAUGAUUUGUUGAGGUCUGGAGUCCUAAGGCUUGAGGUGCGGACAGGGGCAGCACAGGUGGAAGGUGGAGUUCAUGGUCUUGUGUCUUAUGAAAAGAAAUCCUUCUGAUCACAUUCAUGUCUGUAUAACGAUUAAUUAAUAUGCAUUGUUAAGUUAUCCAGUGCACAAGCUCUGUUGUAUUAUGGUUGCAAUUGACUUGAUUUGGGUUGCUUGCUUACAUCUGAUUCUCAAACAUAUGAAGUUUGUGUCAAAA